Messenger RNA from Funneliformis caledonium, 251 nucleotides. Lineage: Eukaryota; Fungi; Glomeromycota; Glomeromycetes; Glomerales; Glomeraceae. The record is from the annotation of a GenBank genome assembly.
AUGGAUUCAACCGAGAAAGUUGUCGAUACAACAAAUCCUUUGUAUCAAUUAUUAGAAAAGCAGGCAACGGAAUUUGAAUUGUUCGGACAACGUUUGAAAUCUGAAAUACAAAAUUCCUACGAAUUUAUCAAGCUUCAAACAUCAAAACAAAUAAUUAAUUCUCAUACCGAUCAAACUACGACGUCAAAUGAACAAACGAACUUGAAACCUGUUCAAAUAAUUUCAAAUCAUGUUAUUUCUACAAAUGAGGA